This is a messenger RNA of Malania oleifera, 1353 nucleotides long. Its product is annotated as transcription repressor OFP1-like. NCBI's taxonomy places the organism in Eukaryota, Viridiplantae, Streptophyta, Magnoliopsida, Santalales, Ximeniaceae. Bases 83 to 1147 code for a protein of 354 amino acids. The transcript has a single exon. Gene Ontology annotation, molecular function: DNA binding. The record is from RefSeq and is a predicted model, not a curated record. Gene Ontology annotation, biological process: negative regulation of DNA-templated transcription.
CGUAUCAAAGACUUUCUGAUCCAUCACCAGGUAAUUUCUCCUCAAUUAUCGCUCAACGCGCCACACACACAGCUCGAGAGAGAUGGGUAAUAAUUACAGGUUCACGUUAUCGGAGAUGAUGCCUAUGGCCUGGUUCUACAAGCUGAAGGAGACCACGCGGACGAGCAGAGCCAAGAAUUCCAAUUCCAACGCGUCUCCCUCCUCCUCCAACAAGAAAAAAUCAUCCAGACCCACUCCUAUUCCCACUCCCAAUUCCAAUUACCAGUACUCACCCCCCAAUGGAUUCCACAAUUCCACCGCAAGCCACCGAAUCAGAACACCCACUCCCGCAGACCCCCCAAGAAGAUCUUCCUACUCCAAAACCCUUCGCAGGACCUCCAGACGCCCCCCUGUCUCUGAUCCUGCCUGCUCCAUUAGCACUACGAAUGCUGACCUUACUCCUGAUCAGGAUCAUCCUCAAUGUUCUGAACUGCGUGAAUCACAAUUCCAUCAUGGACAGGCCAGCACCUUUAGUUUUACUACUUCUUCAAAACCUGAUCACGCACUAAUGAUCUCAGAAAGCAUAGACCUCACCCCAAUUUCAGCCAAAAUCAGAGAAAACCACAAACUCACUGAGCCAAUUAUCACGAGUUCCUCAAUUCCCAAGGCUCCCCGGAAAAAGAGUUGUCCUGCAAAUGCCGGCGCCUCUGUUACUGCUGAAGAUGAUGAACGGGGCUUCAAGAAGAAGGUUGACGGAGAAAGGAAUAAGAUCAUGGCUGCUUCGGGAGUGAAGCUCCGGCCAAACUCCCCCAGAUUUGCCAACAGAAAGAUCAAUCAGGCCUUGGGUGGGCGCCGGAAGAGUACGAGUACUGCAUUAGUGAUGACUCCGACCAGUUCGAGACUAGCAAUGCAAAGGAAGCACCGGGGGGCUGAUGAUGAGAUGAGAUUCAUGGCAAUUACGAAGGCGUCGGAGGACCCACAAAGAGAUUUUAUGGAAUCAAUGGCGGCGAUGAUUGGGGAGUACAACAUAAGGGCGGCCAAUGAUUUGGAAGAGCUGCUGGCCUGGUACCUCUCUUUGAACUCCGAUGAGUUUCAUGACCUCAUUGUCAAGGCGUUUCAGGGAAUCUGGUUCGCUUUGAGUGAAAUUCACGAUUCACGACAGCAGUAAAUUACGUGUUAAUCUUAAUUAGCUAGUUAAAUUAGUCAUGUGUUUCAAUUUUGAAUUUCUCAGAGAUGUGUUGAAGCAAAUUAAAUGAAGCUAGUGUCUCUAAGAUUGCAACAGUGAUUACAUCCAUCUCUAUGAAAUGUUUCGUACUGUAUAAAUCUCAUAGAAUCAAAUAAAUAAAUAAGUACAUGAGAUUUCAUGACCGAUAA